Thyridium curvatum is the source of this 4482-nucleotide messenger RNA. RefSeq lists its product as uncharacterized. The record is from RefSeq and is a predicted model, not a curated record. Gene Ontology annotation, cellular component: chromosome. NCBI's taxonomy places the organism in Eukaryota, Fungi, Ascomycota, Sordariomycetes, Thyridiales, Thyridiaceae. The transcript has 2 exons. Gene Ontology annotation, biological process: mitotic chromosome condensation. Gene Ontology annotation, molecular function: protein binding; ATP hydrolysis activity; ATP binding. The coding region runs from base 1 to 4482 and encodes 1493 amino acids.
AUGUCGACCCGGCCAUCCAGACGCGCCACCCGGCGCACUGCCGUGAUUGAUUCGGACGACGACAUGGUCGACGCGCCGCCGCCGGUCGCAGAGGAGAGCGAAGAUGAGUUCACACCGGCGCCCGCAAAGAGCCCAAGAAAGUCUUCCGCAGGCAGGCGGAAAACCACGACCGAAGCGCCAACCACACCGCGGAAGCCAGGGAGGCCACGGAAGAGCGUCGCGCCCGCCGCCAGUGUCGAGCCCAGCGAGAUUCUCGAGGCAGACCAGACCGUGACGGCGAUGGAUGUCGACUCACCUCCAAAGAAGGCAUCGCCGCGUAAGCGCAAGAGCGUCGCGCCGAGGGCUUCCAAAGCAGCGACACCAGAGCUGCCGCCCGCAAUGCCGACUCCCCAGCCCUCGGCGUCCCCCGAGCCGUCCCAGGUGCAACCACCCGCGACCCCGUUGGGAGAUAUCACCAGCACAACCAUCAAUGAACAGCCCACUCCAACGUCCUUGGCGGAUGAGACGCUUGCCACAGUCAAGCCGAUCAAGGCCAUGGACACCAUCCUCGAGAAACCCAUGGACAUCGUGCUGAAGUCGCGAACCAUGACUGUUCCCAUCAUUGAGGACACCGGUCCGAAGUCGCGCAUCGUCAUUACCUAUCUGAUCUUGACCAACUUCAAGAGUUACGCCGGAAGGCAAGAGGUUGGACCCUUCCAUUCCACCUUCUCCUCCGUCGUCGGGCCCAACGGUUCCGGAAAAUCCAACGUCAUCGACUCUCUGCUCUUUGUGUUUGGCUUCAGGGCGAGCAAGAUGAGACAGGGCAAGCUGUCUGCCCUUAUCCAUAAUUCGGCACAGUAUCCAAACCUGGAUUACUGCGAGGUCGCUGUACACUUCCAGGAGGUUAUGGACAUGCCUGGUGGCAGUCACAAUGUAAUCCCCGACUCGGAUCUCGUCAUCUCGAGAAAAGCAUUCAAGAACAACUCGAGCACAUACUACAUCAACGGCAAGACAUCAAAUUUCACGACCGUCACCACUCUCCUCCGUGAGCGAGGCGUCGAUCUCGACCACAAGCGCUUCCUUAUUCUUCAGGGCGAGGUUGAGUCUAUUGCUCAGAUGAAGCCGAAGGCCGCGAAUGAGCACGAAGAUGGUCUGCUGGAGUACCUCGAAGACAUCAUCGGCACAUCAAAGUACAAGACGCCAAUCGAAGAAUCGGCAGCCGAGGUGGAGACUCUAAACGAUAUCUGCAUGGAGAAGAGUGGGCGUGUGCAGCACGUCGAAAAGGAGAAGAACAGCCUUGAGGACAAGAAGAACAAGGCGAUUGCCUACAUCCGGGAUGAAAACGAGCUCGUGAUGAAGCAAUCUGCGCUGUACCAAGUGUACAUCAGCGAAUGCAGCGACAAUGUGGCCGUCACCGAAGAAGCCAUUGGUCAGAUCCAAGCAGAGCUCGAUGCCGAACUCGAGAAACACCAAGGCAGCGAGAAGGUUAUCAAGGACCUCGAAAAGGCAUACUCAAAAGGCAGCAAAGAAUACGAGGCUCAGGACAAGGAGACCCAGAGCCUAGCCAAAGAGAUGGCCAAGUUUGAUCAGGAGCGCGUCAAGUUCGAUGAAAAGCGCAAGUUCUUGACCGACAAGCGCAAGAAGCUCGAGAAGACCAUUGCCAAUGCCGAGAACACCACAGCGGAGGCCGAGCAGACCAUCGAGGAAUGCACCCAGGAUAUUGAGACCCGCAGCCAGGAGAUCACCAACCUUGAACAGCAGGUCGUUGAGGAGGAAGCGGAACUCGCAAAUAUUCGUGAGGGUCUCAAGGGCAAGACUCAAGCCUUCUCCGACAAGAUCGCCGCCAAGCAAAAGUCUCUCGAGCCCUGGAACGAAAAGAUCAACCAGAAGCAGUCGGCAAUUGCUGUUGCAGAGAGUGAGCUUGCCAUUCUCCAGGAGAAGGCCAAUGCAGGCGCUGUGGCCCUUGAGGAGAUGCAGAACAAGAUUGCAUCUAUCGAGGAGGGACGAGCUGCGAAGACGGAGGAACUCGAGGCGUGCCAGGUCCAGAAGGACGAGCUGGAGAAAGAAGCCAAAGAGUGCACCUCUGAGCUGGACAUUCUUGCCCAGCAAGAGCCCAAGAUCCGAUCAAAGCUCUCCAAUGCUCGGCAAAAGGCUGACGAAGCCAGGUCAAGCCUUGCGCAGACCCAGACCCAGAGCAAUGUCCUGACUGCCCUCAUGCGUAUGAAGGAAUCUGGCCGUAUCGAGGGAUUUCACGGACGGCUCGGAAACUUGGGAACGAUUGAUCCCAAGUACGACGUCGCCAUCUCCACUGCGUGUGGUGCCCUCGACAAUUUCGUCACCGACACCGUCGAGGCGGGCCAGCAAUGCAUUGAGUAUCUCCGCAAGACCAACCUUGGACGCGGUAACUUCAUUUGCUUGGACAAGCUUCGAGUCCGAGACCUCAACCCCAUUGAGACCCCUGAAAAGGCGCCGCGCUUGUUCGACUUGGUUAGUGCCAAGGAGGACAAGUUCCGCCCUGCCUUCUACCAUGCUCUGCAAGACACUCUUGUAGCCAAGGAUCUCGCGCAAGCAAAUCGCAUCGCUUACGGCGCCAAGAGAUGGCGGGUUGUCACUCUUGACGGAGAGCUCAUCGACAAGUCUGGUACCAUGUCCGGUGGAGGUUCGUCCAAGAAGAAAGGUCUCAUGUCCUCCAAGCUUGUCGCCGAUACGUCCAAGGAGCAGGUCGACAAGCUUGAGGGUGACAGAGAUUCGUGGGAGAAGAAGUUCCAAGAGUUCCAGGACUACCAACGCCAGAUGGAGACGCGUCUCCGGGAACUGAAAGAGCAGAUCCCUCAGCUCGAGACCAAGAUGCAAAAGAUCAACCUUGAGCUCGGCAGCUCGGCGAAGAACCUCGCCGACGCCCAGCGCCGCAUCAAGGAACUCAGCAAGGAGCACCAGCCAUCUCAGUCUGACGAUAACCGCAUUGCCGCCCUGCAGAAGGAGAUCUCCAAGCUGAACAAGGAGGUUGAGAAGCUCCACGGGGAGACGGCCAGCGUCGAGGAGGAGAUCAAGAUGCUCCAAGACAAGAUCAUGGAGGUUGGUGGUGAGAAGCUGAGGGCUCAGAGGGCCAAGGUCGACUCUAUCAAGGAAGAAAUCUCGUCUCACAACGAGGAGAUUUCUAACGCCGAGGUCAGGAAAGUCAAGGCCGAGAAGCAGCGGGCCAAGCUCGAGAAAGACCGCGCCAAGGCCACCAAGGAGCUGGAUGCCAGCACUCGUGACAUGGAGAAGCUGGACAACGAGAUCCAGAACCAGGGCGACAAGGCCGAAUCCCUCGAGACUGCGGUCGCCGAGGCUCAGGAGAGCCUCAAGGUCAAGAAGCAAGAGCUGGCCGAGCUCAAGUCUGAACUCGACGAGAAGACUUCCGAGCUCAACACGACUCGUGCAGUUGAGAUCGAGAUGCGGAACAAGCUCGAGGAGAAUCAAAAGGUUCUUGUCGAGAACCAGAAACGCCAGCGGUACUGGGACGACAAAUUGUCCAAGUUGGCCUUGCAAGACAUUCACGACCUCGAAUACGGCAAGCCGCUCGUUAAGGCCGAGCCCACCGACGAGGAGCAAGGCUCACUCGAGUCUACCCCCGAGCCCGACCCCAAUGAGCAGCUUGAGGCCGACACGACCGCAGUCAUCAACCGCGCUGCCUCUCUGGAGCUGCCUCGCUACUCCAAGGAUGAGCUCGCGGACAUGAGCAAGGAGACGCUCAAGGGCGAGAUUGCCCUGCUCGAGGAAAAGACCCAGAAUGUCAACGUCGACCUGGGCGUCCUCUCCGAGUACCGCCGCCGCGUCGAAGAGCACGCGGCGCGCUCCUCGGACCUGGCGACCGCCGUGUCGUCGCGCGACGCCGCCAAGAAGCGGUGCGACGACCUGCGCAGGCUGCGCCUGGAGGGCUUCAUGGAGGGCUUCAGCAUGAUCUCGCUGCGUCUCAAGGAAAUGUACCAGAUGAUCACGAUGGGCGGCAACGCCGAGCUGGAGCUCGUCGACUCGCUCGACCCCUUCUCCGAGGGCAUCCUGUUCAGCGUCAUGCCCCCCAAGAAGUCGUGGAAGAACAUCAGCAACCUGUCUGGUGGUGAGAAGACGCUGAGCAGUCUGGCCUUGGUGUUUGCGCUGCACCACUACAAGCCCACGCCUCUGUACGUCAUGGACGAGAUUGACGCUGCUUUGGAUUUCCGCAAUGUAAGUUACCCUCUGCGCUCCCCCUGUCCCCUUGCAGUUCUAACGAGCCCCGAUCUCCAGGUUUCGAUUGUUGCCAACUACAUCAAGGAGCGGACCAAGAACGCCCAGUUUAUUGUCAUCUCCCUGCGCAACAACAUGUUUGAGCUGGCGGCUCGUCUCGUCGGCGUCUACAAGGUCAACCAUAUGACCAAGAGCGUGACGAUUGAGAACCAGGACUACAUAGUCAGGCCGGGGCAGCAGCAGCAGCAACAACAGCAACAAAAUCAGACUGUACAGCUGACGCAGCAGCUUAGAUGA